Fusarium proliferatum ET1 is the source of this 2346-nucleotide messenger RNA. RefSeq lists its product as uncharacterized. NCBI's taxonomy places the organism in Eukaryota, Fungi, Ascomycota, Sordariomycetes, Hypocreales, Nectriaceae. Gene Ontology annotation, molecular function: DNA-binding transcription factor activity, RNA polymerase II-specific; zinc ion binding; RNA polymerase II cis-regulatory region sequence-specific DNA binding. The transcript is spliced from 5 exons. Gene Ontology annotation, biological process: DNA-templated transcription; positive regulation of transcription from RNA polymerase II promoter by galactose. Gene Ontology annotation, cellular component: nucleus. The record is from RefSeq and is a predicted model, not a curated record. Bases 1 to 2346 code for a protein of 781 amino acids.
AUGGAGCAGAUUGAGACACAAGCAAGCGACCUUCGGUUCCUUGCCCAAGUUCCUGUAUUGAAUCCAACCUCGAGCCCGUCUCUCGGCCCCGGCUCCGGCGCCGGGCGAGGCGGGACUCCAGCCCGUACCCCCGGGAGCGCCGUGGGAGCCUCUACGGGUGCUCCUAUUGCUUACGAGAAUCAUGCCAGUCCAAGUUCCGCCUCUGUCGGCGACAAUUCCGCUCACGGUGCGAGCGCGUCCAAUGCCAAUAAGAGGAAGUCGACAGACGAUGGUCAAGGCAAUGGAUCAAAGCAAACAAGAAGUAAAAGAAACAGACUUGGUCACAAUGAAUGCAAGAGACGAAAGAUAAAAUGUAAUGGCGAAACUCCCUGCCAACGAUGCGGCAACCUCAACUUGGCCUGUCUAUAUGCCCCGAACUGCUGCUCCGGCAACUUUAAGGAGUCCGACGAGUUCAAGCAGGUCACAUCACAACUAGGCCGCCUUCAAGAAGAAGUCGGCUGGCUUCACCAAACCGUCAAGGCCCUUCAGUCCGAACCUGCCCGAUAUUCCUCACUCGGUGACCGGACAAUGACCCACGGCCACGGCACGCCGGCAGUCGCCCCUUCACCUUCUCAUAGCUCUACUUCACUUAACCGACAGGACAUCUCGAAAUACGGUUCUUUCCGGGGCCCAACAAGUAUGGCCUUCAGUCUCGACGUUGCCAAUAAUACUAUCAACAACAUGGGUUACAAAGGCAUAUCAGACGAGGAAAAUCCACACCUGAAUGAUGGCUUGGGCCCCAUGUCGACGCGACCAAGGGAUCCCCUCCACGAAUUCGACAAGGACGAAAUGAUUCGCCUGUGUCGUCUGCACGAGGAAGAGAUCGGUAUCAUGUACCCAGUGCUCAACAUUCAAACCGUGAUAACCCAUGCCAAAAACAUGGCCACAUUUCUCGAAACCCUACGACAACAAAGCCCCAGAGAACUUGUCAACGACGACAAGACUCUACAGCUCAAAAUCAUCAUGUGCUGUGCUCUAGUGGUAGAAGAGCAUGGGCAUAGCGAUAAAGCCAUUCGCUUGUUUGAGAGCAUGGAAACGGUGCUCAACCGGAAGCUCAUGGCUGAGGCUGCGGAUGUUGCAACCCUACCAAUCCUGGCUCUUGUUGCUGGGUAUAGAUUUCUCUCCAACGAUGAAGUAUUGGCUUGGCGAGUCAUGGGUCAUGUCGCACGAUUAUGUCUAGAGCUUGGCAUUCAUCAAAGAACAGGCCUGAUGAGGAUUCAGGAUGAAGAAGAACGUAAGAAUGCUCUCGUCAGCUUCUGGUCGGCAUAUGUGCUAGAUAGGCGAUGGGCUUUCGCAACUGGGCUACCUUUCGUCGUUCAAGAUGAAGAAAUCGAUUCAGAACUGCCAUUUCCAGAGGAAUAUCCUUAUCUUGUGGCCAUGAUCACCUAUUCGAGAAUAGGUGCAACGGUGUGGCGACAAGUAGCUCAUUUUGGACCGGUUCUGGCACGCGAUUUGCGCUCGGCGGAACUGGAGAAUGUCGACCAGGAGUUGUUACAGUGGUAUGAACAGAUUCCCGAAGAGGUCAAGGUUCGUAACUGGGACAAGGAGAAGCAUAUAACGUCAACUCCGUCUUAUAAUUUACAACGCCUACGAAUCUGGACAUAUUUACGCCUGAAUCAAAUGCGGAUCUGGCUUUACACGCCUGUGUUGCAUAGCGCUACAAGCAUCAUGGCGCAUCCUGCACAAUCAGAACGUGUAGUUGACAUCGCCAAAGACACUAUCCGAUACCUUAGCCACCUGAACAACACAACCAAUUUAUACAGACGUGUACAGGUUUUCUACCAUCAAUUCCUCACAUCAGCGAUUGCGGUCGUCUUCCUCGCAUCCGUUCAUGCCCCGGUCCGCUUCAGCGCUUCCUGCCGUGAGGAGUUUUAUAUGGCUCUCGAGCUGGUGAAGGAUCUAUCCGCCAAGAGCUGGGCAUCGCAGCGACUUUGGCGGACAAUAAGAUCACUCAAAGACGUGGCACCGCGAUUCGGACUUAAUGCUGAGGACGACCCCCAGUCAACAGCAGCGUUGGGCAUGAUAGGGCUUGCUCGAGGCCAUAUGGAACAACAGCAGCCGUUCCGCAAGCCAUCUAUUCCUGGUCAGCAAUCACAAGCCGCCACCCCAGACUCAAUGGCUCAGAACGGAUCACGAAUUCAAGCCGAGAUGUCACGAAUGUUCGAGGGCUAUGUAGGGUUGAAUGGAUUCCAAUAUAACGAUAAUGAGGGACAGCAGGGGCCGAAUGCCGAGGUUUCCGAAGCGUCCAACGGCGGCAUGUUUGGAGUCGAUGGCACUGUCUUUCCUCAGUUCAAGGAGAUGUAUUAG